GCCGGAAAAGGAAGACUCCGAGAUGGCGGCGCCCGCAGGUCUCCGGCCUAGACCAACGCUCAUGUCCGCUCACGGAGCAGUGUGGGGGCGCGUGCGGAGUCGCCUCCGCGCCUUCCCCGAGCGCCUGGCGGCCUGCGGGGCGGAGGCCGCGGCGUACGGCAGGUGCGUGCAGGCCUCCACGGCCCCGGGCGGCCACCUGCGGAAGGACCUCUGCGCGCCGGAGUUCGAGGCCCUGAGGAGCUGCUUCGCCGCCGCGGCCAAGAAGCCCCUGACGGGAGGCUCCUAGGAAGGAAUGAACUCUGGUCCUCACAUCUACCAAUGCCAUGGGCACAGACACGUGUCUUGAUGGCAUGCAUGGGACUUUCAGGGCAGAAAGGAGGUGUGUGCAGCCAAGUUCCUGGGUGCUCUGAGUGUUUCUUCUUGGGUUAAACCUUGGGCAAGUUGGAAAUGUGCUCCAAUUUCGUAAAGAUCUGGAUUAGAUUAAGAUGUGACAACCCAUGAUGAAGGGUAUUACAUCCCGCUGUCCCAGGCUUCCUGAAAAUAAGCACAUUGUAAUGAUCCAGCCUCUCCCCUCAUCCCCCCCAUGGAAAUCUGCCACAGGAUCCCCAUCUAAGACAGUUCUCAAAAGUAUUUAGCCCAAGUAAUGUGCCACAGCCCUGGACCUCACCACACACACCAAAGGUGGAAGCCCGGGUGCAGGGAAUCCCUGCAGAGUCCUGGGCUCAGGCAGAGGUGAAAGCAAGUGCCCAGACCUCCAUGGGGCUCCACUUAGGACACCAACUUUAUGUAGCCCCUCCCUUGAGGAGACAGCCACCCCUGUAGCCUCUAAUUACACCAAAGCUUGGCAUCAUCACUGAAGGCUCCUGGUCUUGUUUCCUAUCUCUGUCACAGGGUUAGCUAAAGCCUUUUUGUAAAAGCAUUUUUAUUAAUUUGAGAGAAUGGUCUCUUUCCACUGCAAACCCAAAUGCAUAAGCCCACCACUUUGUGCACCUGGCUUUAUGUGGGUACUGGAGAAUCGAACCUGGGCCAACUAGCUUUGCAAGCACCUUUAACUGCUGAGCCAUCAUCUCCCAGCAGCCCCCACCCCAUGUGUCUGUAUGAAUAAAGUAGCAUGAACAAUAACAAGG
Jaculus jaculus (lesser Egyptian jerboa) is the source of this 1127-nucleotide messenger RNA. RefSeq names its product NADH:ubiquinone oxidoreductase complex assembly factor 8 (gene Ndufaf8). Lineage: Eukaryota; Metazoa; Chordata; Mammalia; Rodentia; Dipodidae. The transcript is spliced from 3 exons. Gene Ontology annotation, biological process: mitochondrial respiratory chain complex I assembly. Bases 23 to 286 code for a protein of 87 amino acids. The record is from RefSeq and is a predicted model, not a curated record. Gene Ontology annotation, cellular component: mitochondrion.